Molecule: messenger RNA, 4800 nt
Organism: Leptopilina boulardi
Lineage: Eukaryota; Metazoa; Arthropoda; Insecta; Hymenoptera; Figitidae
Gene: Myc
Product: myc proto-oncogene protein
Exons: 4
Coding region: 447-1901 (484 amino acids)
Biological process (GO): regulation of transcription by RNA polymerase II
Molecular function (GO): protein dimerization activity; DNA-binding transcription factor activity, RNA polymerase II-specific; RNA polymerase II cis-regulatory region sequence-specific DNA binding
Source: RefSeq, a predicted model, not a curated record
UCGCUCGAGCAGUUAGUUGCCUUUAAUCGGGCCUAAAGCAUAGACAGGGCUACUUGUUGGUCGCCACGGUAUAUUCCUUUGAGCCUUUCCCUCUCGCUGAGAAUGAACAGCUUCAGUAUCGUGAAUUUUUACCGUAGUAGUAUCUUUUCGUGUGUUUUAAACAAAAAAGGUUAUCAACGAUUUCGAAAUUUUCCCUGUUCGAGAAACAUUAAUCGUGUCUGAGACUUUUUGAAUAAAGGUGGUUAUUUUUUUUUUUCACCGUAUUUAUAUAAGUCGCGCAUUCUCCAUAAGAAACGCGCCGGGAGAGAUUCUCGGGGAUUUUUUUUUUUUCUUAGCAGCCGGAAGGCCGGUUGCUUUACAUUUAAAUUUAAUUAUAAAACGUGCAGCGAUAAAGUGCAACUGUGAUUUUUGAAUUUGGAUUAUUUCAAGACAUCAAACAAGACAAAAUGCAAGUAGUAUGGUCAGCAGAUGGUUUUAGUGCAUUUGAUUUGCAUUUGGAUAGUGCAACAACAGUAGUAUCGGAUGAUGUUUGGAAGAAAUUCGAUCUCGAUCUUACUCAAGAUUAUCAAAAAUACAGUGAAAGUCCAAAUCCAUUUGAUGAUUUUCCAUUUUUUGGUGCUGAUUGUUUAAGUUCAUCAGAAAUUAGACAUCAUGAUUGUAUGUGGGCUGGUCUUUGUAUCAGUAAAGAACACAAUAGUACAAUGGCAACGAAAAAGAAUCCAAAAAUGCAUAAAAAAGCAGUACCCGCUGGUCGAAGUCUCUUGAUACCAAAAAAUGAGACAUCACCUCAUUUACAUCAUCAACAACAAAGUCAACAACAACAACAACAACAACAGUCAUUUUGUCGAACAAAAAGUUUAGAAAGUGAUGGAGAUUCAACGAGACCUGAAACACCACAAAGUACUGAUUCUGAUGCAGAAUCAGAUUAUGAACCACCAAUUUUUAGACACGAUCAGAUUAGCAUCAAUGAAAAACUUUCGGAAUGUUUUCCCGAUGCUGUUGUUAAAGCUGCACCUGUGAGCGUUGUCACUGGUCAACAAGUGAGAACACCAAGGAAACCAAUUAAAAAUGAGAACAUCAUUAAGGAGGAACCUGACAUCAGGCAUACACUCAGCGAUCACUGCUAUCAUCUUAAUCAACCUGCAGUUACCCAAAGGCUCGAACAUCUUGGGGUUCAAACACCUUCCGAAUCCGGCUCAACUGGGUUUAGUUCAGAAACCGAGGAAGAAAUUGACGUGGUGUCCUAUGAGAAGCCCUGUAGACAAACGGUCGUUUUACCCACAAUGCCAAGUAUAGAAGUUGAAUCGAAAUUUCAAACAUCAGUGGUAAAAACUGUUUUAAAAGAAAAGCCAACAAGGCCACGUGGUCGACCGCCAUUAGCAGCAAAUGCACGAAAACGUGGUGCACCAACAUCAACGCCAAUAACACCACCGGCAGAGACAAAACGUUCAAAACGCAGUAGUAAAACAGCAACAACAUCGCCAUCAUUGUCAUCAUCAUCGUCGUCGUCGUCGUCGUUGUCGUUGUCACAACAUCAAAAACGCAACAAAUAUAGUGAUAUUGAUGAUAUUCCAUUAGCGCCAACGAAUGGAAUAAAAUGUAUUCCACCAUCAAGAAGUUCAUCAGAUUCAGAGCCAGACACUGAAAAAAGAAGUUUGCACAAUAAUAUGGAACGACAAAGGCGGAUAGAUCUGAGAAAAGCAUUUGAAGAUUUGAGACUAAUGGUACCAGGUGUUGAACGCAAUGAAAAAGCUCCCAAAGUUUCAAUAUUGAGACAGGCAGCUUCCUACUGUGAUAUGCUUUAUAAGCAGGAUCUUGAGAUCCAUGAAUUACGAUUAGAACAAGAGAGGCUAUUAGCCAGGGUCUCUCAAUUGCGAAGAGAGUGUCGUGUCGCACGUUGAAUGUCUUGAAAAAUAUACAUAGGGAUUCAUUUCAUAAUUUUUUUUUUUUUCCUUCUUUUUUUUUUUUCUUGUUAGUGUUAUAUAUAGCAUUUAAUACGGCUGUGGUUCAGAUGUUUCGGCGCUCUGAAUCCGAAUUUUUUUUUUUUUUUUUUUUUUGUACAGGAUUCAUUUUUUUUUUCCACAGACCUCGAAAAAAGUGGCUGGACCACAGAGGCAUUACAUACAGUUGAUAAAAGAAUUUUUUUUUUUUUUCCUUCUCAUUUAUAUUGACUCCUGAUCUUUAUGAUAUUAGAUCUCUGUAGUGAGGAGAAACUGUCGCGUUGAUUUUGUUUCUUUUUUUUUUCAGUACGAAUUGAAAUUUUUUUUAUAAUAUUUAAUAUUAAUAUUUUGAUUCAACAUAAUGAAUUUAAGAAAUUAUGAUAAAAAAAGAGUACAUAUUUUGAAUAUUGAUUUGUCUAAUGAUUUUUGAGUAAUAAAAUUGAUUUUUUUUUUUUAAUUUAAGAGACGAUUUUGAAUAUUGACAAUAUUUUCGAAUUUGAUAUUGCGAAUUUUUUUUAAUUAUAAACAUUUUUCAUUUCUAUAAAAAUUUGUCAAUUACUCACAAAAUCAUAGUUUGUUUGUUUGUUUUUUUUUUGUCAAUAUUCAAAAUCGUAAAUCUUGAUUUUUUUUUUGGUCAAUUGUGAAAAAAUUCGUACUGGAAAUGGAAAAAUGAAAUAAAAAUAAAUAAAAUGAAGAUUGCUUCCUAUUAUCUUUGCUAAACUCUCUCUCUCUCUCUCUCUCUUUUGUCCUGAGAAGUAUACAUAUUUUUCUGAUUAUUUGGACAGAGAGGGGAAUUAUUGCUUUAUAAUAAUCCUCUAUGACGAGGUUAUUAUUUUUUUUUUGUAGUUCGGGGCCUAAUAAAAGAGAUAUACACUUUGUAUAUAGAAAUAAAAACAACUUUCGCGAAGUUGUCGACAAAUUUUUUUGUCUUGAUAUAUCAUAUAAGUAGAUAGGUACAAAAUAGAUAAUGAAUUAUUUUGUAUUUAAUGAAAUGAUGAUGAUGAUGAUGAUGAUGAAGAAAAAAAAAAUGUGUUUACAUUUCUAAUAAGGAAAGAAUUUUUGAAUUUCUUUUUUUUUUCGUUUGUUUGUAUGGAGCAAUCGCUGUGCGAUUUGCACAUUAUUAGAAAGAGGAAAGAAAUAACGCACAGAGAAAUGUUAAACACAGUAACGCGUGAGUCAGAUAGAUAGGUCAACUAUUAUAUAUAUAUAUAUAUAUAUAUUAAUAAUGAGCAUUUUGUUUGUUUUUCUCUAUUUUUUUUCUAUUUUUUUUUUUUUUUUUUUUUUUUUUAUAUAUAAAAUAACUUAAUUUUGGUCUUUCAACGCCAUCACAUUUAUCCAUUUGUGUUUUUAGUUUCAUAUAUAUUUUUUUUUUCAAAGAAAGUGAAAAAAAACAAUUAUUGUUCACUGGACUUGGAGAUCGGUGAGUGAUUUCUUUUUUUUACAGUAGGCUGGACCAAAGUUUGAUUAGUUUAAUAAAAAAAAAGCGAUUUUCUCGUUUUGAAUAAUUUUUUUUUUUUUUUUUUUUUUUUUUGGUAGAUACAUUUUUUAUACGUUUGCUCUGGUAAAAAUUUUUUUUUUUUUUGAAAGAUUUUUUAAGUAAUGUUAAAAAAAAAAUAUAUAUAUAUCGUCAUUCAUUUUUAAAUCCCUUGUCUAGUGAUUAGAAAAACAAAUUGAUACGUAAGAAUAUCGAUUGAUAUAUAAAAAGUUUUUUUUAUAAUUUGAAAUUUCGAUAUUCUUUCGUGGCUUUUGGAUACGUUUUUUUUACGUGUAUAUUGUAUAUAUAUAUCUAUAGUUUGAUACACGUACUUGUACAUAAGUUUUCUACAUAUAUAAAAAAUAUAUAUGUAUAUCUAUUACAUUCGCUAAUCAGUAAGUAAUUACUGAUCAAAUAUUGAAUGCUAAUAUUAUUAUUAUUAUUGUUAUUAUUUUAGUUAAUUAUACCAUUGCAUUGAUGUUUCUUACAUACGACUUUUUUACAUUAUUGUCACUUAUAAGGUUUUUUUUUCUUUUUUUUUUAUUUUUUUAAAAAUAUUUUCGAAAAAAAACGAACUUUAAUUAGAAAGAAAUGCGCGUAUCGACUUUAGGUAAUUUAUCAAAUCGGAUUAUUACCAACGUAUAUAUAUACAUAUAUAUAUAUACACACAUAAUAAAAAUAAUUCUAAGGUGAUCGCAAGUGCUGUGCGAGAAAGGGAGAAAUAAAAAAAAAAAACGAGGAAAGAGGAGAAAGUUAUGGAAUAAAUCGAGAGAGUGAGUGAGAGAGAAAAAAUGUGUUCAUUAUAUUUAUAGAUAACAGUAUUCAAUUUUUAAACAAUUUUUUUUUUUCAGUAAAUGCAAAAGUUGAAAUAGAGAAUGUAUAGUCACAGAUAAAUAUUAAUCAAUUAACACUGGGAAAAUAUUUUUAUCAGUCAAAUAAUUACUUAACAAAUUAGAUAAUAUAUAUAUAUAUAUAUAUAUAUGAACAAAAAUUUUUCUUCGUCAAAUUAAAUAUUUUUUUUUGCAAACUUUUAUAAUAAAUUUUUCUUUAAAUCCAAUAAAUUUUUCCAUUUGAUAAAAUUUUUUUUUUCUCUCUCUUUUAUAUCAAAACUAAAAAUUUAUGAAAUAUUUAUUUGAUUUGUCAAAAUUGAUAAUAAUUAUUUUACUAAAAUAAAUAUUUUUCCAGUUUUUAUAUACAUUUACAAAAAAACAAUACACACACACACACAGGCGAUAAAAAUUUAUGGAGAACACAAGUGCGAAUGAAAGUAAUAAUGAAUGUUUGCAGUGGGAAAAAAGUGAGUGUGAAAAUUUUUCGCGUACACAAUUUUUCAAAAAAAAAAAAAAAAAAAAAAAAAAAAAAUAAAAAAAAAAAUUAAUAAAAAAA